Messenger RNA from Nezara viridula (southern green stink bug), 204 nucleotides. Lineage: Eukaryota; Metazoa; Arthropoda; Insecta; Hemiptera; Pentatomidae. The record is from the annotation of a GenBank genome assembly.
AUGAUAGCUGACGUCUUGUCUGGAGAUUUCCACAGGAUGUUCUCCGGACCAGCAUCUUUGCUACUUGAAGACGCUCCUUAUCGACUCCGACCACCUCCCUCGAACUCUCAGAGGUCUAUAGACGGAGUAGAGAGCCCGCAUCCACCAGCACUGCCCACAAGCUCUCCAAUACAUCAACACUAUCUCCUAAUUCCCAAUACAUGA